GCGCAAGACGCGCGCGGAGUCCGGAGCUGCGGAGCCCCAGCGGCGGCCACCAUGUGCGGGAUUUUUGCCUACAUGAACUACAGGGUCCCCCGGACGAGGAAGGAGAUUUUUGAAACCCUCAUCAAGGGCCUGCAGCGGCUGGAGUACAGAGGCUACGACUCGGCAGGCGUGGCGAUUGAUGGAAAUAAUAAUGAAGUCAAAGAAAGACAUAUCCAGCUAGUCAAGAAAAGGGGGAAAGUCAAGGCUCUCGAUGAAGAACUUUACAAACAAGACAGCAUGGACCUGAAGGUGGAGUUCGAGACCCACUUCGGCAUUGCCCACACGCGCUGGGCCACCCACGGGGUGCCCAGCGCCGUCAACAGCCACCCGCAGCGCUCGGACAAAGGCAACGAAUUUGUGGUCAUCCAUAAUGGCAUCAUCACAAAUUACAAAGAUCUCAGGCAGUUUCUGGAGAGCAAAGGCUACGAGUUCGAGUCAGAAACAGACACGGAGACCAUCGCGAAGCUGAUCAAAUACGUGUUCGACAACCGGGAAACCGAGGACAUUAGAUUUUCAACUCUGGUCGAAAGGGUCAUUCAGCAGCUGGAAGGUGCCUUCGCGUUGGUUUUCAAAAGCAUCCACUACCCCGGAGAAGCCGUCGCCACGAGGAGAGGAAGCCCACUGCUGAUCGGAGUGCGCAGUAAAUACAAACUCUCCACGGAGCAGAUCCCGAUCCUGUACCGGACGUGCAAUAUCGAGAACGCGAAGCACAUCUGUAAAACGAGGAAGGACAGCUCCACCUGCCUUCACGCCGUGGGCGACAAAGCCGUGGAAUUCUUCUUUGCUUCUGAUGCAAGCGCCAUCAUAGAGCACACCAACCGGGUCAUCUUCCUCGAGGAUGACGACAUCGCAGCCGUGGCCGAUGGGAAGCUCUCCAUUCACCGGGUCAAGCGUUCGGCUACUGAUGACGCAUCUCGAGCCAUCCAGACCUUAAAGAUGGAAUUGCAGCAAAUCAUGAAAGGUAACUUCAGCGCGUUUAUGCAGAAGGAGAUCUUUGAGCAGCCGGAAUCGGUCUUCAACACCAUGAGGGGCCGGGUGAAUUUUGAGACCAACACAGUGCUCCUGGGCGGCCUGAAGGACCACUUAAAGGAGAUCCGCCGGUGCCGGCGCCUCAUCGUGAUCGGCUGUGGGACCAGCUACCACGCGGCCGUGGCCACGCGGCAAGUUUUGGAGGAACUGACCGAGCUCCCCGUGAUGGUUGAACUUGCCAGUGAUUUUCUGGACAGGAACACGCCCGUGUUCAGGGACGACGUGUGCUUUUUCAUAAGUCAGUCAGGCGAGACGGCGGACACGCUCCUGGCGCUGCGCUACUGCAGGGGCCGCCGCGCGCUCACCGUCGGCGUCACCAACACCGUGGGCAGCUCCAUCUCCCGGGAGACGGACUGCGGCGUCCACAUCAACGCGGGCCCGGAAAUCGGCGUGGCCAGCACCAAGGCGUACACCAGCCAGUUCAUCUCCCUCGUCAUGUUCGGCUUGAUGAUGUCCGAGGACCGGAUUUCGUUACAAAACAGGAGGCAGGAGAUCAUCCGCGGCCUGAGGUCUCUGCCUGAGCUGAUCAAGGAGGUGUUGUCGCUGGACGGGAGGAUCCACGACCUGGCCCUGGAGCUGCACACGCAGCGGUCGCUCCUGGUGAUGGGGCGCGGCUACAACUACGCCACGUGUCUGGAAGGAGCCCUGAAAAUCAAGGAAAUCACGUACAUGCACUCCGAAGGCAUUCUGGCUGGGGAGCUGAAGCACGGGCCCCUGGCGCUGAUUGACAAGCAGAUGCCGGUUAUCAUGGUCAUCAUGAAGGACCCUUGCUUUGCCAAAUGCCAGAACGCUCUGCAGCAGGUCACAGCCCGCCAGGGUCGCCCCAUUAUACUGUGCUCCAAGGACGACACCGAAAGUUCCAAGUUUGCGUAUAAAACGAUCGAGCUGCCCCCGACCGUGGACUGCCUCCAGGGCAUCCUGAGUGUGAUUCCCCUGCAGCUCCUCUCCUUCCACCUGGCUGUUCUCCGAGGAUACGACGUUGACUUCCCGAGAAAUCUGGCCAAGUCCGUGACCGUGGAAUGAGAAGCAGAGUGCAGACUGCCACGUCUCAUCCGUACGAUGGCGUGACGCCGAGCGGGAAGGAGUGGGGCCUGCGGCGGGUUCUGAGUGUGACGCACCAGUAGAGCUUGGCAGCUUCGACGUGCCUUGUACCCAAGUGCUUUUGCUUCCAGCGAGUCCUGUUUCUGUGUCCUGAGGUCACCAGAGGAGAAGGGAAUCCUUCUUUGCAUGGAGGGAUCAGAGCAGACGUUCCCCUGCUGUGUAAUAGAUAACGGCUCUCUUCAGAGGAACUGUGAACCUUUUUUUUAAACCAACACUAGUUUUAAAAGACAAAAUAUUUAUGACAAUUGUAUAGCUUUUUAAGUUAUUUUUUUUAACGUGUGGCUUGCUGGAGCCGUGGUGAUGCCCAGAUCGUGUGUACCGGCUACCAGACGCCUGGAGGAGGGCACUCAUCUCACAUCUGAGCACCAGACUUUGACCUUCUGGACUCGCUUCUCCUUUCCCUUCCUCUCCAGGCUGUUCCUGAGUUCCAGCCUCUGACAUCACCAAGUCUCUCCAGCCAUCCUUCUGUGCCUCCUACUAAGUCCUAUUGAAAUCUCAGCUUCCUUCGAUAUUUUCUCCUCUUCUCUGGCCAAAGUCCCCCAGCUCGCCAACUUCUUCAUCUGAUCAUGGCUCUUUUGAAGCCCAAGCAGCAUUUUGCUCCCUGCCCCUGCCCACCGUAAAACAGCUUGAAAUAUUCCAGGUGAGAGAAUAGUUUCAAAUGGACUGCCUUGCUCUCUCCACUUAAAAGCAUGCACAAUCAAAGCACUAUGCAAUUUAAAGACAAUAAAGACCAGAACGAUUUUUUCGUCUCA
Choloepus didactylus (southern two-toed sloth) is the source of this 2921-nucleotide messenger RNA. It is a transcript of the gene GFPT2, whose product is annotated as glutamine-fructose-6-phosphate transaminase 2. The record is from RefSeq and is a predicted model, not a curated record. Gene Ontology annotation, molecular function: carbohydrate derivative binding; L-glutamine:D-fructose-6-phosphate transaminase (isomerizing) activity. The transcript has 19 exons. Gene Ontology annotation, biological process: protein N-linked glycosylation; UDP-N-acetylglucosamine metabolic process; carbohydrate derivative biosynthetic process. The coding region runs from base 52 to 2091 and encodes 679 amino acids. Lineage: Eukaryota; Metazoa; Chordata; Mammalia; Pilosa; Megalonychidae.